Gadus macrocephalus (Pacific cod) is the source of this 902-nucleotide messenger RNA. It is a transcript of the gene cmtm6, whose product is annotated as CKLF-like MARVEL transmembrane domain containing 6. The record is from RefSeq and is a predicted model, not a curated record. The transcript is spliced from 5 exons. Gene Ontology annotation, cellular component: membrane. Lineage: Eukaryota; Metazoa; Chordata; Actinopteri; Gadiformes; Gadidae. The coding region runs from base 162 to 701 and encodes 179 amino acids.
GGCGGAGCCGUUUCACUCCGCAUGGUGCGGAAGUGAAACCGAGACGUGUGUGUGUGUGUCUGUGAGGCUCUGUUGGAGUAGCCUGUUGUACAAGAGUAGACAGCGCUGAGUGGAUUUUGGAGUUGAACAGUAGAUCGUUACAGGAGAUCUUCGCGGUGAACAUGGCGGGCGCUGAGGUGUACAACAGCACUACGGUGGAGGCCCGGGCGGUGAAGACUUUUUUGGUCCCCCACAAACUCCUGAGCGUCCCGAGAUUCGUCGUCAAAGUCGCGGAAGUGCUGCUGUCGUUCCUGGCCUUCGUGGUGGAGGAGGUGGUGAAAAGCUGUCUGAACUGCGGGCCGCUCUACUUCUUUGAGUUCAUCAGCUGCACGGCCUUCCUCUUCACGCUGCUCCUCCUCAUCCUCCUGGCCACCAAGCUCAACGGCAUGGUGGGCAUCACCUGCUGGCCCCAGCUGGACUUCUACUACACGGCCGCCAUCGCUCUCCUCUUCCUCCUGGCCUCCGUCGUCUUCGCUGCUGCCAACGGCGGGACGUCCCUGGAGUACGCCUCUGUGGCCUUGGGGUUCCUGGCCACCGUGGCCUUCCUGCUGGACCUCUUCCUGUUCUGGAGGGUCUCCGGUUUUCCCUGGAGGUCCAAGGAGACGGCGGUCGCCGGCAGCCCCACGCAGGCAGCUGCUGAGGUUGAGGCCCUCAACGCUUAGCCCAACUGAUUGGCCCCGGGGGGCCGGAGGGGAGGGGCUCUACACUAGUUACCAGGAAAUGACCCUCUAUAACCUCCCAUCGGCCCUGUCUGAGCUGGGUGUGGGUCAGCUACGCCUUCCCCUGGUCCCCCCCCCCCCCCCCUCUCUGGGGGUCCAUCGUGUCCCUGAGGUCACCGUCAUACUAACAACACCCCCCCCCCC